Solea senegalensis (Senegalese sole) is the source of this 6230-nucleotide messenger RNA. It is a transcript of the gene slc45a3, whose product is annotated as solute carrier family 45 member 3. The record is from RefSeq and is a predicted model, not a curated record. Gene Ontology annotation, biological process: transmembrane transport. Gene Ontology annotation, cellular component: membrane. The coding region runs from base 1303 to 3228 and encodes 641 amino acids. The transcript has 6 exons. Lineage: Eukaryota; Metazoa; Chordata; Actinopteri; Pleuronectiformes; Soleidae. Gene Ontology annotation, molecular function: sucrose:proton symporter activity.
UAAAGCAUUGUGUGCUGCUGUGGCUCCGAUAUCACGUGUAGCCAUGAGCAAUCACAGGUAUGCGAUCUGUACAAUGGUUGUCUCUCACGUCGAGUGCAGCAGACUCUUCAGUGGGAAAAGCAAGGUUUUAUGGCUCUCAUGACGACCCUGGUUCUUUGCAUUUGUGGAAGAUGCGGUGCAUGUAUCACCUGAACUGUUGUUUUUCUAUAUUUCUUGUUGUGCGUGUCACUUAGAAGAAGUUAUGCUACAUAUCAUUGUUCUUCGUAUGUAUGCAUUAUAAGAAGACAUAUACGUUUUACCCUUUUUGUCAGCAGGAAAUUAGAUGAAACCUUGCCAGUAAUCAAGUUGCCCUGGGGUUUCAUGUCAUUUGAACUAUUGGGUUUAUAUUUUCAGAAUCCACCCUUGCUGCAUCUGUAUUCUUUGUCUUUUUACAUGGGGCUUAUGUCUCAUAUCUGCAAGUUUUUUGCUGUCGUUAUUUUUAGGCAAGCAUUAGAGCCUCUUGGGCCUUGUACAUUUGCUUCUGAGGUGAAUUUGCCCCUCGAGUGCUAAUAAUUGUAAAAACAGUGAGCUCAUCUGUUGAAAUGGGGCAGGGGGAGAGAAAUGGCCAUGACAAAAGAAAGUAAAUUGGGAAAUCUUUUUUUCUCACCGUGUUUUUCUCUGGAGGACAACAGCCACCAAUCAAAAGCAAUGCAACACCUGCUCCGACAAUAUCUUGCAAGUGUGAGACUGCACAUUAGUCGACCACAGUUAACUCACCAAAAGCAGAGGAAAGGACUGAAUAUUAAACAACCUGGUUCCUGGAUCUCUUAUUGACGGGAAGCAGAGUUGCUCAAAUGUUUUCCCAGCUCUCUGCAAGCUGAGGGGUCAAAGUCCAAACAGCUUCCCUGUAAUAGUUCUCUGUAGCCAGCUGGGCCAAAGAAAAAGACCGCUUACAGGCUCCCCUAAUGGGCCAAAGCCAGAAGAAAAGAUGACAGCUACCCUACCAACAAGGAAUGUCACCUCUGUGACAUUGUUAUUAUUCAUCUUGUUCAUUGUUUUUGACAUCAUGGCUGCAGUAUCAUAGUUUCUGUUGGGAAUUUUACCAGUCUGUUUAGUUUUAUGUUAUGAAAAGGAUUUUGUUGUUGGAGGGACAUGACUGUAAUCUGAGAAAGUAAGGCUUCACCCGGACUAUUUCCUCCUCUUGUUUAAGAAAAAAAAAAAAGAUUCAGUAUUACACAAAACCCUCUCUCUUUGUGUGUCUAAGAGUAUGAUAUGUGGAGCUUCUGACAGCAUCAUAGUCCUCUUGGGACCAGUCUUGGGAUCAUGGCUAACUUUAAUUGGUGCAAGUGGGUGAAAUACCAAGAAUGCUUGGAAAAGGAUGAAUCUUCUAAGUCAUCUGAGUCUUCCACGUGUCUUCGCUGCUGUCCCUGCCCGACAGCCCGCUCGUCCCACUGGGGCACCAUCUGCCUCUCCAAGCUUCCCCCCUUGCCCCUGCCCCCAGUAGUGGCUGUCCCAGAGGGUAGGAAAGGCGAGCCAGCCCGCGUAAAUAUGCCCGGAUGGAGGUCUCAGUGGCGUCUCGUCCUGCUGAACUCCCUGACCUGUGGCCUGGAGAUCUGCUUGGCAGCUGGGAUCACAUACGUGCCCCCGCUGCUGCUGGAGGCUGGAGUGGAGGAGCGCUACAUGACCAUGGUUCUAGGCAUCGGUCCAGUUCUUGGCCUCCUCUUCAUCCCCCUGAUCGGCUCGGCCAGUGAUCGAUGUAACAGCACUUACGGCAGGAGGAGGCCCUUCAUCUGGCUGCUGUCUUUGGGAGUCCUUCUUGCACUUUUCAUCAUUCCCCACGGUGAUGUCCUGGCUUCCCAUUUUGCCUGGGGUGGACGCACACUUCAGGUGGGCAUCCUUAUCUUUGGGGUGGGACUCCUUGACUUUUGUGGACAGGUGUGCUUCACACCACUGGAGGCCCUUUUGUCUGACCUGUACAAGGAUGAGGAGGACUGCGGCCAAGCCUUCGCCAUGUUCUCCUUCAUGGUCAGCUUGGGAGGAUGUGUGGGAUAUUUACUACCAGCACUGGAUUGGAGUCAUGGAUUUCUCUCCAUUUACCUAGGAGGCCAAGCAGAGUGCCUCUUUUCCCUCCUCAGCUUCAUCUUCAUCUCCAGCGUGCUCAUCACCAUGAAGACGUCUGAGGAACCCUUAUUUGCCAGCAGUACCGUGGCGAGUUCUGGAUCUAUAUUGGAGUCGGGGUCUGGCGUGAUGGAGGCCGGCCGCUGCGGCGUGCCACGCUCAUGCUCCAACCUGCUGAAGUGCAAACUGAGGCUGUUGAAGGCUGGUCCUCUGCUGUGCUUACUGAGAACAUGCUGGUCCAUGACUCCAGCCAUCUACAGGAGCUACUGCCACGUCCCGCGAGUGAUGAGGCAACUGUGUGUAGCUCAGCUGUGCAGCUGGAUGGCCGUCAUGUCCUUUAUGCUUUUUUACACAGACUUUGUAGGGGAAGGCCUGUAUGAAGGCGUGCCCAGCGCAUUACCAGGAAGUGCGUCCAAGCAGAGAUACGAUGAAGGUAUCCGCAUGGGCAGUCUGGGCCUGUUCCUGCAGUGUGCUACCUCAACCUUCUUUUCCCUGGUGAUGAGUCACUUGGUUCGUCAUUUUGGCUCACGUCGAGUCUACGUGAGCAGCAUGGUGAGCUUUACGUUCUCCGCGCUGGUCAUCUGCCUGACCAAAAGUGUGGUCCUGGUCACUGUGAUGUCGGCGCUCACUGGCUAUGCAUACGCCACGCUGCAGACUUUGCCUUAUACCCUCACCUGCCACUACCACAAGGAGAAAGAGGUCUAUAUGCCAAAAAGGAAAACCAAAACCAUACAUACGAAUGGUAUUAAACCCAAGCGGGACUUUUUGACUUCAGUGGAAGCGGAGGCUGGCCUUAAUCAUAAAACAGGGGCUCCCUACGGGCACGCCUUCUACAGCCAGGAGAGUUACUACCCCGUGCCACACGGCCAGAACGGCUCAUCUCACAUCGCUGCUGGCGCCGAACAGGAGGAGGCGGACGUGGGGUACGAGAAACGCGGCAUAGGUUUGGACUUUGCCAUCUUGGACAGCGCCUUCCUCCUCUCUCAGGUUAUCCCCACCCUCUUCAUGGGCAUGAUCGUUCAAUUCGCACAGUCCGUCACUGCCUACAUCAUCUGCUCCGCCGUCUUUGGCGCUGUCGCCAUCUACCUGGCCGGUCACAUUGUCUUCGACCAAAAGGACCUCAAAUGCUGAGAUUUUACUUGGGAAGAUGCGGGACACGACGGGAAUUACAGAUAGUCGAUCAUUCAGGUUCCAUGGGUUGAAACUCGGCAGUGCACUGCUGUUCCAACAAUGCCUUUGCUCUUUGAUUGAAAGCUCUGUGUUUAGGACGUUUGUGUUUGUUUGUUACGUGACAGGGAGAGGGCGAAAGAGAGAAAUUGGCCAGUGCUAAAAAUAUCAGUGUACAGAAAAGUUCCUUAUCAACCCCCACUGUGUGCUCACGACAAAAUGUGCUACUCUGUGCUGAAUGCAAUUGAAUUCUUAAUUAAUCUCUCUUUAGAGAAAACAUCGUAUUGCAACAUCUUUUCUGUCCAUUAUCUUUUUCCUCAGGUAAGACCAAACAGAUUUACUGUAGAACACAUCAACCUCAGACUCAUAGUUACUCACCCUGCUGUUUUCAUUUGUUCCUGUCCAAAAGUUUUAAAAUUAACACAUCGAAACACAUCGGCUAAUUAACUUGUACAGAAAUUACAAGCGGUUUGAGUGCAUUUAUUAAGACCUUUUUUUUAAUUGCCGGUAUUCCAGUGUUUCCCCAGGCUUGACAAAGCUGAGGAGGCCCAUUCAACCGACCGUUGCGUAUAAAAUAAUGGGAAUUGACUUGUACUUAGAUGCUGGCCUAAUCUUUAAUCUCCCCCUUUCCACCGUGUGUAAUCUGUUAAUGAAAGAAUGGUUUUAUUGCAGAUAUUUUUAAUACAAAUUUUUAUUGUACAUCCCUAUGGGAAUUUAGUUAUGCAACCUGUUGAGGUGAGGUUACGGACUGUGGUGGUUUACGAUUGAAUUUGUUUACUGGAGCUGGAAUUAUCACACAGCCUCCGACUAGAUAAUCAAGAGUUAAGUGGAUGCUUCUCCCUGUCGUAGUGCGUCUGAUCGGGAGGACAGUUGUCUCAGGUUAGUACCGUGUUUUUUUAUAGUGUCCCCAAUGUCGCAGUGCCAACAGUUUGCCCCCACUGGCUUAACGAGUUUGACUAUAUUCCCAAAGGACAAUCUUUGACAUCCAGACGGUUACGCAGAGUAGUGCCACGUGUGAGAUACACGGUGGCGUCUAAGUGAAGGCCACUUCAUACAUAGCAGCCAUUCCUGAAAAGACCAAAACAAAUCAUGCCGUUUAGUUACUGAAAACAAUGCCAGAGAAAGCACUGAUGUGCUGAAGGCCAAGCUUGAGUUUGAUUGUGUGUGUGUGUGUGUGUGUGUGUUAAACACGGUGGACAGAUAGUGUGAAAGUAAACUUGAGUAAUUAAGUGUGAGGGUAAUGAAAAGGUGUUUUUUCACAGUGAGGAUAAUUAAGUGUAUUGAUUUAAGCCCAUAUGAUGCUGUUUUGUUAUGAUGCACUGUGGCCUUGAGAUGAGCUUUUCAAGUCGCAGGUUGGUAUGAACUCAUGGACGUUGUAUGUAAAAAUGGAUAUAGUCUUCCAAUUUGUAGGAUGGAAGUCACCAGGGGGGCGAAAAUAAUUUGUCUGAAUGUCCCGCUUCUUACUCGAACGUCAGUAAACGUGUUCCUGAGGAGGUUAUUGGUCUCAAUCACUCGUUUCGGCUCUUCCUCAAUAGUAAAAGAUGUCAGUUUUAUAAAUGAUGUUCUUGUUAAGAGGAAAACAGACGACACCAGUGUGAUUGACAGCUGGUGUCGUCAUAUUGGUGCCCGGCGGUUGCAAGUGACGUCUGGAUUUCCGGUGAUAAAAACCUGUCACGGCGUCUGUCAAACGAAAAUCUCGAGGCUUCAAAGUGGGAGAUAAGUUUUGAAAUUGAAAGACUAUGUCCAAUUUUCACGUGCACUCCCAUGUGUUCACACCACGCUUGUGCUGCAACUGGAAAGUGAAAUCAUUUGAGUGUUUUGUAUCCAGGCUGUGAUGAAGAAUUUGCUACAAAUGUUCCAGGAGGGGGCGUCGCAACAGGGGGGGGCAGGCUCUUACUAGAAGGAGAGCAGCAGUUUUGCGAGAAGCCAUCUAAAGUUUCUGAUCAGCUGAUAGAGGAAAGUGCAGUGACGUUACAGUUGCAAACCCCAUAAGAAGGCGUAAUACCACUAGCUUGCUUUGCUGCCACGUAGGGCCCCCUGGGUCCCUUCUGCCUUGGAUCCCCGAAGUCCCUCGAAACACCCCUGAAGAUUUGUCCCCUCAUGUUGACACUACUGCUGAGAAAAAUGUUUAAAAAUAAAUUUGCCUUUUCCCACCAAAAUGCACAGGAUCAUAUGACCUAUAGUGGUUGAAGUGUCAGGAAAAAGGUUGUUUUACAAGUGCCUGUACAUUUUUCUUAACAUUUUUGUACAUAUGUAUUUAUUUAUUAUGCUUUUAUUACAAAAUAGCACGUAUUAAACUAUGGGCCUUUUUUUUGACAUCUUUUGAUAGGUGCAAUGGUGAAGGCUGUUUCUGUGAAAAAACAAAAAAGAUAAAUUAUUUGUAUAGAUGUGGUAUAGAAGUGUCCUCAAAGCUAUAAUUUAUUUUAACAUAACCCCCCUCAUUUAUCCUGUGGCUUUGGGAUCAUCACAGAGCCGUUUGCUGGUGUCCGUGUGCAUCACAUCAGCUGCAGGUGGGAAUAACAAAUCCCACCUGUGGGCUUCAUCCAUGUAUUUUAUCACUCGUUUUAUUACUGUCACAAAGCUCAGACGCUUGGUGGUUUGAUUUCUGGUGCAGGUGCAAACAAGAAACCUCAUCGUUCUGUCACUACCGUCUUUUCCCGGGACUUUAUAUAACCACUUGUUUCUUCAUCUGUUAUCGUGUUUAACAGAUAAACACUCGGGGAGGAGGUGGAGUUGUUGCCCUGUUGGUGUUGAUUUCAUUCGUGUUGAUUAAUCAGGUUUUUGUCAGAUCAUUUUUUUUUGUGUUGCCAUAAGGUUUGAGUCACCUGUGUUAUUGUCAUAAACACAUUCAGCCAUAACAAAAAAACGCUGUAUUUCACUUUCCUUAUACUUACGGUCAUAUUGUGUAUGUUAUGCAGUUACCAAAUAGAUCUUUAUACAAAAUAAAACAACUGCGUUGUCAAUGA